UCUUUCUCCAAAAUACGUCGAAGUGUCACUGAUAUCGUUUCGUGAACAGAUCGGUGAAAAGAGUCGAGCUGACCUAUCGACAGCGAGAGACACAAUACGUGCUGUAAUACACCACAAUGGGAGCACAUGAGCAGUGAUAGCUGAGUCCUCUCGUACAUUUGUGUAAUAUUGGGAGAGUUGCGUCCCUUCAUCCAUACAUACGUUUCGACUUUUCCAGACCUAAAAGUCGCACACAUGACACAGUGCGGGGAUGAUGUGUAACGACUGAAGAGGGAACUCCGGAAUUAAUGUCAGGUUCCUCUGGAUCCCCAUCUGUACACAUGGAGGGGUGCUGUGACAUAACUAUAACCAGGCACUUAUGGAAGUUCCUGGAAGAUGGGCAUAACCGUUCAGAGAGAUGCCCCGCCGUGGCCUUUAUCCGCUGUGACUGGGCGGAUGGCGGGAGCAAGAACCGUUCUGUCACACAUACUACACGAUGGAAGCUUCAUGUCUGUGCACCGGACACUCAACAAACCGAUGAAAGUGAUGUUUUUCGACUUUUAGGGAGUGACACCUUUACCCACCUGCAUCAUUUUACAGAUAGGUUGUGGAAGGAACAUGACACUGAACUGACUCAUAUUGAAAGAGGUUUGAUAUUCGCAUGUCAACACAGACAGUAUUCUGAGGAAAAGAUGGAUGGAUUCAAGCGAAACAUAUUGGCGUCCUUUCAACAUCUCAUCAAUACACCCUCCACACACAGGAACUAUGCUGUGUCGCUAGAAUUGCUUGAAGAAAAGAGCGGCUAUGACAACGGCGGCAGAACGUCAACGUUAUCAGACACACAGCUAGAGCUACAAAGGAUUGAAGACCGACUUCAAGAACGAAUGUCUUGCGAACUUAGAAACAUGGAAAACCUUGUCCGCACUCUGAUUCAGACAAAUCAAACUUAUAUGGAAGGAGAGGUCCGGAACAUUGCACUGGCUGUACGUUCAGAACCAGAUGAACGUGACGCAAUACAAGUGUCCACUGAAGGGGUUGCCAGUGUACAUGGACACGUCCUUGAAGCCGAUGAACGUGACGCAAUACAAGUGUCCACUGAAGGGGUUGCCAGUGUACAUGGACACGUCCUUGAAGCCGAUGAACGUGACGCAACACCGUUGUCCACUGAAGGGGUUGCCAGUGUACAUGGACACGUCCUUGAAGCCGAUAAACGUGACGCAACACCGGUGUCCACUGAAGGGGUUUCUAAUGUCCAAGGACACGUUCCUGAAACAGAUGCAGGAGCACCACCGAAGGGAGACCCUGCCAGGUCCGGGGGCACCAGUGUUAACGAUCAGCGGGAGUCACCAGUUCCUGAAACUACAGAUAGCUAUCGAGACAACAGAGCUGAGGGAGGUAACGACAACGGGUUAGAAGAAAUGCCUGGUUCUCGUGACGUGGAUCAAAACAUUGUACCAACGACAGGCCUUGAUGAUACAUUGGAGACACAUACAUCAUGGCUGAGUUCGGAGAAUAUCCAGCAAAUGUCACCAAGCGAAAUAAUAAGCAAGAACUAUUAUGAAGCCCAACAACUGCUAACAGCUCUGACCAUAAAUCUCGACGGAUGGAAAAGGUUGACAGAGGCAACUGCACUGGCCCUGGAAGCUGCCCAUCCCACACCUCCAAGAACUAAUUCAGCCGUCACCGUGCUGUGUGUCGAUGUUUCCGAAAGUAUUGGAGAAAAAGGCCUGAGAGAAAUGAAGCAGACGGUCAACAGGUUUAUCGAUGGCAUAGAGACAAUGGCUGAACAGCAGGGUCUGGAGGAGAACAUCGGCUUGGUGGCCAUGGGCGGGGAUGUCACGGUGAUGCAGGAUAUCACAAAUGACUAUGGAAGGGUCAGGGACGCAAUAGAUGACUUGGUUCUGCGAGGGGCGAGUCCCAUAUUCGAAGCUAUUGUUGUUUCCGUGGCAUCAAUCAAGAACAGAGCUGGUAUUCUCCGUAUUGGCGGAAUUCACAAAGUCAAGCCAAGGAUUAUUUUCUUCACGGAUGGUUUUGCAACCAGUGAAGAUCACCCCGAUGGACCAGACUCUGUUAUCAAUGAUUCAAAUUUGAAGGUCCAGAUUAUCCGUCUAACAACCAUGUUGGCACGAGAGAAGAGUGACACGGAUCCACUGAUAUGGGUGCCAGUGGGAAACGCUGAUACGACGUUUCUGUCCUCGUUGGCGAAACUGGGAAACCAAGAAUUGGUCGAAGGGAAGGACAUUCACAGUCUGUGUAGCCGUUACAGGUUACAGGAUACGAUCGCAAAAAUCUACUUAUGCUUGGAGAAGAGCUUUUCUAAAGACAGAGAAAGAACAGAACGCAACAUCGAAGCAGUAGCUGAAGCCUUCAUGGGUGACAUGACUCACGAAGAAAAGGUUUUCGUAAUCAAAGCAGUGACGGAAAAGAUAGAAAAGAAAGAUGGCAUACUACCAGAUGAUGGUCCCAGCGAUUAUGACAAUGUCCUCGAACGAGAGGGGUUACCUCCACUUGGGUCCAGGGUGAUACGAGGACCGGACUGGAAGUAUGGAGACCAGGAUGUGGAAGGGCCUGGAACCGUUGUCAAUCAUGCAAAUGAUCAUCAGUUUUUGUGGGUACGUUGGGAUCUGUACGACAGCAACUGCAGGUACAGAUAUGGGUAUGAAGAACAGUUCGAUGUUCUUCUAGUCGACCAGUCACGACGCCUGGCCGCAAAUGAGCUGAUUGAGAUUGGUGUCAAGGUCAAAAGGGGAACUGACUGGUCAUAUGGAAACCAAGAUGGUGGUCCUGGCGGCCGUGGGAUGGUGAUACGAAAACGGAAGGAUGGGAGAGUGAAAGUGAGAUGGGACAACGGCCACAUCAACUCCUACAAUUUUGGAUCCCAUGGGGAAUUUGAUCUCGAAAUCAGUUCUGAAGAAGACGAAUUAUCUGCUGUUAUAGCAGCGUCCUUGGAAGAAACAGCAUCUCCUUCUAGAGUCCCAGAUGAAGAAGUCAAGGGAACCCUGCAGACAGAGGACAGACCACACAUAGUCUGGCAAUGGAGAGACGAUAGUGGCGUCUGGAGACUGUACACACAUAAGCAGAUAGAAAAAUUGGAGAGGGAUUACAGCCGGACAAGUGCCAGGACUUGCGUUCUUCAGAAAGGGGAUCAGAGCUUUCGUAUCACAUUCAAAGAACCCAUGUCACAGAAGUCAUCCAACGAUGGGAGAAGAUAUGAUGUUCAAAGACUCGCUGUGAGUACCAAGGACCUGGACCAGCUCAUCUCCCAAACAUCAGCUGUAGAAGACGUGGGAUGGAUGUGGGCGGACAAGGAAUAUGUACAGUAGUGGCUGUAUUCAUACUGAAUACGUCCAUAUCGUGACGUGGGAUGGAUGUGGGCGGACGAGGAAUAUGUACAGUAGUGGCUGUAUUCAUACUGAGUACGUCCAUAUCGUGACGUGGGAUGGAUGUGGGCGGACAAGGAUUAUGUACAGUAGUGGCUGUAUUCAUACUGAGUACGUCCACAUCGUGACGUGGGAUGGAUGUGGGCGGACAAGGAAUAUGUACAGUAGUGGCUGUAUUCAUACUGAGUACGUCCAUAUCGUGACGUGGGAUGGAUGUGGGCGGACAAGGAUUAUGUACAGUAGUGGCUGUAUUCAUACUGAGUACGUCCAUAUCGUGACGUGGGAUGGAUGUGGGCGGACAAGGAUUAUGUACAGUAGUGGCUGUAUUCAUACUGAGUACGUCCAUAUCGUGACGUGGGAUGGAUGUGGGCGGACAAGGAUUAUGUACAGUAGUGGCUGUAUUCAUACUGAGUACGUCCAUAUCGUGAACUAAACAGUAGCUCUAUACUGUUAAACUGUACAUGAGGUGACACAGUUGCUGUAUGCAGACUGGAUACGUACAUACCCGGAAUUUUACUCUAGCUGUGUACCGACUGGAUACCUACAUGGUCUGGUGUACAGUAGCUGUAUACUGAUAACAUACGUACAUGGUCUGAUGUACUGUAGCUGUGUACUGAUUGAGUACGUACAUGGUCUGGGGAAUAGUAGAUGUAUACUGAUUGGGUACGUACAUGGUCUGAUGGACAGUAGCUGUAUACUGAUUGGGUACGAACAUGGUCUGAUGUACAGUAGCUGUAUACAGAUUGGGUACGUACAUGGUCUUAUGUACAGUAGAUGUGUACUGAUUGGAUGCGUACAUGGUCUGAUGGACAGUAGCUGUAUACUGAUUGGGUACGUACAUGGUCUUAUGUACAGUCGAUGUGUACUGAUUGGGUACCUACAUGGUCUGAGGUACAGUAGCUGUGUACUGAUUGGAUACGUGCAGGGUCUGAGGUACAAUAGCUGUAUACUGAUUGGAUACCUACAUGGUCUGAGGUACAGUAGCUGUGUACUGAUUGGAUACGUGCAGGGUGUGAGGUACAAUAGCUGUAUACUGAUUGGAUACCUACAUGGUCUGAUGUACAGUAGAUGUGUACUGAUUGGAUGCGUACAUGGUCUGAUGGACAGUAGCUGUAUACUGAUUGGGUACGUACAUGGUCUGAUGUACAGUAGCUGUAUACUGAUUGGGUACGUACAUGGUCUGAUGUACAGUAGCUGUGUACUGAUUGGUUACCUACAUGGUCUGAGGUACAGUAGCUGUGUACUGAUUGGAUGCGUACAUGGUCUGAUGGACAGUAGAUGUAUACUGAUUGGGUACGUACAUGGUCUUAUGUACAGUAGCUGUGUACUGAUUGGGUACGCACAUUGUCUGAUGUACAGUAGCUGUGUACUGAUUGGAUGCGUACAUGGUCUGAUGGACAGUAGCUGUAUACUGAUUGGGUACGUACAUGGUCUGAGGUACAAUAGCUGUAUACUGAUUGGAUACCUACAUGGUCUUAUGUACAGUAGAUGUGUACUGAUUGGGUACGUACAUGGUCUGAGGUACAAUAGCUGUAUACUGAUUGGGUACGUACAUGGUCUUAUGUGCAGUAGAUGUGUACUGAUUGGAUGCGUACAUGGUCUGAUGGACAGUUGCUGUAUACUGAUUGGGUACGUACAUCCAAUUGUACAGUGCUGUCUUUGUAAACGUGGUGAAAUGAACAGCAGUUGUAUACACACUGACCCUGUUCAUGUUCUGAACAUAUAUUUGUAUACUGACUGUAUUUGUACAUUUGUCAUCAUCCUUGGGUUCUUUUUGCAUAUGAAUAAACACGGAUAUUAUCGA
Haliotis rubra (blacklip abalone) is the source of this 5163-nucleotide messenger RNA. RefSeq lists its product as uncharacterized. Gene Ontology annotation, biological process: protein ubiquitination. Lineage: Eukaryota; Metazoa; Mollusca; Gastropoda; Lepetellida; Haliotidae. The record is from RefSeq and is a predicted model, not a curated record. Gene Ontology annotation, molecular function: metal ion binding; ubiquitin-protein transferase activity. Bases 288 to 3302 code for a protein of 1004 amino acids. Gene Ontology annotation, cellular component: cytoplasm. The transcript has 23 exons.